Andrographis paniculata is the source of this 1434-nucleotide messenger RNA. RefSeq lists its product as uncharacterized. Bases 292 to 1215 code for a protein of 307 amino acids. The record is from RefSeq and is a predicted model, not a curated record. The transcript is spliced from 5 exons. NCBI's taxonomy places the organism in Eukaryota, Viridiplantae, Streptophyta, Magnoliopsida, Lamiales, Acanthaceae. Gene Ontology annotation, biological process: regulation of alternative mRNA splicing, via spliceosome.
CAAAACCAUAAAAAUUUCUCUUUAAUCCUAUCCUUCAGGCACUCAGAUCACCGCGGCUCGGCUCGGCUCGGCUCUCUUCUUCGUCGUCGCAACAGCGUCAGUCCCUUCGGUCUCCUCUUUUAUCCUAAAAGGAGGCAACUGAGAAUCCUUCAACCAAUUGCAGGAGCAAUUUUGGGGCGUGAUUCCGAAGUUGCCCACAAAGUGUUUGACGAAAGGCCAACUAACUUGCAAGGCGGAAACGGGCGGGUCUCGGACGUUCCGGUUGGUUCGAGGAAUUUAGAAAAAGAAGAAAUGGAAGGGAAGAAGUAUGGUUUGCAGCUUAGAGUUAAGCCGCAACAGAAAAAACAGGCUACGAAACCGCCACUUCCUAAGCCACUUGGCUUUACCGAAGAGGAUGAUGAUAGUGUUGAGAGAGACAUUUUGCGCCUCGCCCACAAAAACAAAACAAACAAAGAUGUUGAAGAGCAGCAUAAGAAGGCCCUUGAAGAGGAUCCUUCAGCUUUCGACUAUGAUGGGGUAUACGAUGACAUGAAGGAGAAGCAAAUUCUUCCCAAAGUGCAGGACCGUCAGGAUAAAAAGCCUAAAUAUAUUCAAGCACUGAUGGAGAAAGCAAAAAAACGAGAAAGAGAACACGAGAUCAUUUAUGAGAGAAAACUUGCUAAAGAGAGAAGUCAGGAUGAACAUCUCUAUGCAGAUAAAGAUAAGUUCGUCACGAGCGCAUACAAGAAGAAGCUAGCAGAGCAGGCAAAGUGGCUGGAGGAAGAGCGGAUACGCGAAUUAAAAGAGGAGAAAGAGGACGUUACCAAGAAAACAGACCUCAGUGAUUUCUACUUCAACCUGUCGAAAAAUGUGGCAUUCGGAUCUAACGAGGCGGCCUCACAGAAACGAAAGAAGCAAUCCGAAGAAGAGGUGGCUCCCCCACCGGCUCAACUUUCUCCUGAAUCGACAAACACUGGUUUAGAAUCAUCUAGAACAUUUAAGAGUCACCAAGACGAGGAUGCCGAGGAUCUUCCUCCCAAUGAAAAGCCCGUUUCCAAUAAUUCAUCCGACGAUCAAGCCAAAGACAAGCCAUCCGGCAGCAACCAAUCGGCACCCAACGAACUGAAAAGCAGCGAGGAUACAGAGGUUGUGGAGAAGGAUCAUCAUAAAAGAAGUGACGAUGCAGUGGCGGCAGCGAAGGCUCGGUACUUGGCGCGAAAGAAAGCCAAGAUUUGAAGGUAUUUUGAAGAAAGAUUUGUGGUUUUUAUAAAUCUAUAAUCAGUUAAGUCAGUUGUGUUUUUGGGUACUAAGUUUCGGCCCUGUUCUGAAUUCUGAUUGUAUGAAGCAGGACAGGAAUUAUGGUUGUUUGUUUUGGUUUCAUUUUCGACAGAGGGUUCUUAUUGCCUUGUAAUGGAUGGUAGCUUCUCCAUUUAUAAAAAUUAUAUUUUUGAAGUA